GCUCCUUUCUUAUGCGCACAAAAGUCUCAAGAUCCUCGAGUCUGGGAUGAUGUACGGGAGUCGGUCGAACGCUACCUUGACAAAGUUCGGUCCAUGCAGAAUGAGGGACAAGCGACAGUAAACUCGCUGAAUGCCUUGAUGGACCUGCGGCAGCGCCACGCGACUCUCUGGGAGGCCAAAUCCACCGGAAUGCAAGGGAACACCAUUACAGUCUUUACUGUAGUCACCAUUCUCUUUGUGAGUUCGAAGUCUUUUGUGUUUUAGAAAUCCGGCUUAACGGAUGCAGUUACCUGCCUCAUUCAUGGCCUCUUUCUUUGCAUUGCCCAUCAUGCAGUUCUCCAAAGCUGAGAGCUCGGACACUCUCGACCUGUCAUAUGUGGUAAAAUGGCUAAUGGCUUUUACAGUACCGGUCGCCCUUUUCUUCAUUUCGAUUGCCUUCUACAUCAAUGACAUUCUGAAUUUCCUGUCCCGGAUUAGUGGGCAUGAAAGACGAGUUGCUAGAUUUUCCGCCGAGGCUUGGAAACAACAAAUUGGGCAGGGCAUCAUCGCCCCUGAGCCGGAUAACCGGCAGCUUCGUGACGGUUCCGAGACUGGGAACGAGGGAAAUGAAGAUGUAGUGUCACAGCACAGUCAGGACGAGCCGAAGGCUCAAUCGGCAACUCGGCGCAGAAAACUGUUUCGGUUCCAGAAUCGGAAUAUGGAUAGUCCAGCUUAAGGCUGAGAUAGGCAUGGGAGAUCAACCGGAUACAUGGGUCGAGAAACCUUCUUAGUGAUGAAAUUUCCCACCAUCGG
Molecule: messenger RNA, 792 nt
Organism: Aspergillus fijiensis CBS 313.89
Lineage: Eukaryota; Fungi; Ascomycota; Eurotiomycetes; Eurotiales; Aspergillaceae
Exons: 3
Coding region: 281-715 (144 amino acids)
Source: RefSeq, a predicted model, not a curated record